AUGGAUGGAAAGAAAUUGGAGUACAAAGGUGGGGUUGCACUGAAGGAAAUUGAAAAGCUUACUGAGAAGGCUGAUGAAGUUCAGGAAGCUAUACUGAAAGAGAUCAUAAUGCAAAAUGGGGAAACUGAGUAUUUGAGCAAGUAUAUGAAGGGAUCAAAGGAUGUAGAAGAGUUUAAGUUCCAUGUCCCUGUCAUUAAUUACAAGGAUGUCUGUCCUUAUAUCCAAAGGAUUGCUGAUGGAGAAGAUUCUUCUCUUAUUACCGGUCAUCUUGUAACUGAGAUGCUAUGCAGUUCAGGGACUUCUGCAGGAGAGCCUAAGUUAAUGCCAUCAAUAGCAGAAGAUCUGGAUCGCCGAACCUUUGUAUAUAACCUCAUCAUGCCGAUAAUGAACCAGUACAUCCCUGGUCUUGAUGAGGGCAAAGCAAUGUUCCUGUACUUUAUCAAGGCGGAAAUGUCCACUCCCUGUGGCUUACCGGCUCGAACUGUGCUAACCAGUUACUACAAAAGCAAACACUUUAAGUGCCGAACCCGCGAUGCAUUUAAUGAUUUCACUAGCCCAGACCAAGCCAUCCUGUGCAAGGAUAGCAACCAGAGCAUGUAUUGCCAGUUGUUGUCUGGUCUAGUUCACCGUCAUCAAGUCCUAAGGCUUGGGGCUGUAUUUGCAUCAGCUUUUCUGCGAGCCAUCUCAUUUCUUGAACGCAACUGGGGCCGCUUAUGCAAUGAUAUACGCAGGGGUGACUUAGAUCCUACCAUCACAGAUCCUGAAUGUCGUUCAUGCAUGUCGAUGGUACUAACAUCACCUAAUCCUUGUCUUGCGGAUGAGAUUGAGGAGAUUUGUGCCAAUCCAUCAUGGAAGGGAAUUUUAUGUCACCUUUGGCCUAGAGCUACGUACAUUGAGGCAGUGGUGACUGGGUCUAUGGCACAAUAUAUACCAGCGCUCGAGUAUUAUAGCGAAGGGAAGUUGCCUUUGGUGUGUACAAUGUAUGCUUCCUCUGAGUGUUACUUCGGUGUCAAUUUGAAACCUUUAUGUGAUCCUGCAGAGGUGGCAUUUACCCUCUUGCCUAACAUGUGUUAUUUUGAGUUCAUACAUUUGGGAGAUAAUGGGACAUGGUUGGUGGACAUUGAUGAGGAAGAACGAGUGCCCAAUGAUAAGCUUGUCAAGUUGGUGAAUGUUAGACUCGGCUCCUACUAUGAGUUGGUUGUGACUACCUUUGCUG
Molecule: messenger RNA, 1216 nt
Organism: Dovyalis caffra
Lineage: Eukaryota; Viridiplantae; Streptophyta; Magnoliopsida; Malpighiales; Salicaceae
Source: the annotation of a GenBank genome assembly